This is a messenger RNA of Pseudogymnoascus destructans, 954 nucleotides long. RefSeq lists its product as uncharacterized. The record is from RefSeq and is a predicted model, not a curated record. Lineage: Eukaryota; Fungi; Ascomycota; Leotiomycetes; Thelebolales; Thelebolaceae. The coding region runs from base 1 to 954 and encodes 317 amino acids. The transcript is spliced from 2 exons.
AUGGGUCUCGCGCCAAACUCCUACUUCCUUCCAAACUUCCUAUCGAACUUCCUGCCACCUUCAUCCUCAACAUCACCUUACUUCGCCUUUUCGCCCUCGAUCUUAGUCCCAACCUUUGGGGCCUACACAGUUGCUUGUUUCUUUAAGGUAAUCACUUCCUUUCCACCUGGAUGGCAGGAGCUUAUCGUUACGGAUAGAUCUGACAUCAUCCAACCCUCAUCAUGGCUCCCCAAGCCGAAGGGGAAGGCUCCAGUUACUACACCUCGCAAGCGACCAGUGGCCCAGAUGUCCAGCUCUCCCGAGUCGCAGGCGCCCGCCACGCCUGUUCCAUCUGUUGUCACCUCCUCCACAUCACGUUCUCGCACUAUCCGUCCGUAUCGUUCGCCUGAAGUUGAGGACGAAGCUGAGGAUCUCGAAGGCUCCGUCGUUCCUGAGUCUGAGGCUCCAAAGGAUGAGCGCACCGUGCUUGGGUGGAAGGUCGCUGCCCGCUGUGAGGUUCCUGAUUCUGCAGGACGCCUUCGCGCUGGCUCCUGCCCGUGCUGCAUGAAGUGUGCGCACACGUAUUACAACUUCCCAGGCCAGAUGUGCUGGGUCCCUUCCGGCAUGGCCAAGUGUGCAGACUGCCUUCGGGGCAACCACGCGUGCGUUCCAGCUGCUGCCCAGCUUGGCGCCGAGUUGGAGGCCCUCCAGCUUGCGGCCGACGCUCUCCUGAACUGUUGGGCCGACGACGAAGAUGCUGGCCUUGCUGCUGAUUCUGAGGCUACUGUCCAGGCCAUCAGCGCCCUUCACGCUGCCCAGCGCGUAUACAGCAAUGCCACCAAGGCCAAUACCAUUACGUUGUCCCAUCCUUGCUUCCUUGUGCUUGCUUCCUGUGAUAUGCCUCGAUUAACGAUAGCCCUACAUCAUGUUUUGGCACCCAUUGGUCGUCUGCGGCUGUAUAACCAGCCCAUCUAA